AUGAAACAAUUUACGGGAAUUUUUCACUUCUUUUGGAGGUUUUGUUAUAUUUAUAAUGUACAUGGUUUUAUGUGCAGCCCCAAGGUAAGUGUUUUUGUGUCAGCAUCUCAUUCAAAAGAAGGAUAUAAUUAUAAUACUGUCACAGUUGUUUUUUUGACAGAAGCAUUAAAACUUUUACUAGCAUUUGCUUGCUAUUUAAAAGACCAUUCACUACAUUCGUUAUGGAGUGAAGUUAGUGGAAAUAUGAAAAUUUUAUCUCUUUAUCUGGUUCCAUCAUUUUUAUACUGCAUUUACAACAAUUUAGCAUUCAUAAAUCUAUCUCAUUUUGAACCCACAAAUUAUUUUAUACUUCUACAAUUGAGGGUAGUCAUAACUGGAAUCAUAUUCGAAUUAGUUUUUAAUAAAAAAUUAUCGAAAAUUCAAUGGAUGUCGCUUGGACUUUUGACUUGCGGUUGUAUAAUACAACAAAUUGAUUGGAAUUAUUUUUUUAAUUUGUAUGAAAAUCAAAAUGCAUCCAUAAACAAUACUCUUUGUUCCUGCUUUGCCGGCGUUUAUAAUGAACAUCUUCUCAAACAAUCUGACACAAAUGUUAAUAUUUUUAUUCAAAACAUGUUCAUGUACUUAGAUUCAAUUUUUUGGAAUUUAACAAUACUCAUUAUUCAAGGUGAAACGGUAUCGGCAUUUUCCGAGGAAUCAUUUCGACCUAUUUUUCGGCCAUUAGUCGUGGCCAUUAUAAUAAACAAUGCAUUCGUUGGAAUAAUAACUAGUUUAUUUUUAAAAAAUUUAAACAGCAUAUUAAAAACGUUUGCAAGUGCAAUAGAAAUUUUACUUACGGCCGUUUUGUGUUGGAUUUUCUUCGGAAUCGAAUUAAAAUUAAACACGAUUGUCGCAAUCGGUAUAGUUUCCUAUUCGCUGUAUGUUUAUUCAAAAAAUCCUGUUGCGAAUAGAACCAAAAUUGUUCAUGAAAAAACAAACGAAGAAAAAGAAGGACAACUUCAAAAUGUUUAA
Molecule: messenger RNA, 1008 nt
Organism: Pediculus humanus corporis (human body louse)
Lineage: Eukaryota; Metazoa; Arthropoda; Insecta; Psocodea; Pediculidae
Product: cmp-sialic acid transporter, putative
Exons: 4
Coding region: 1-1008 (335 amino acids)
Biological process (GO): pyrimidine nucleotide-sugar transmembrane transport
Cellular component (GO): Golgi membrane
Molecular function (GO): UDP-galactose transmembrane transporter activity
Source: RefSeq, a predicted model, not a curated record